GCGACCUUUGUUUAUGGUCUGUCUAGUCCAAAAUAGAUCCCGACUGCUCGCUGUGAAAACUGAACCCCCUCUCGCUCGGAGCCUCGAUUCACUCGACAUCUUCUUGAACAUGAAUCCCGCUACAGCAGAUUGCCGCCGACACGUUUGCUCGGAGAGCGAAUUUCCACAGCGGAGGCGACAACAAGUGAGCUAGCUAGCUAGCUGCUCCGCCGCUAGCGUUGCCCGGUGACCGAUUAGCAUAACGCAGCGAGCCGAGCCGCUCGACGGUUAGCUAGAGAAGCGGAAGUAUUUCUUGGUGAGAAAAGACACCAGUCUCGGUUGAAUAAGCUAAAACUAUCACCGUGUUCAAUUGUUUCCCUCGUCUCAAGCUAUGACCAUGGCCUGUAGUUCCCUCAACACGGACGAGGGAUCCCCCGCGGCUCUGACAGACCUGUGCCUCACCUACGUCAGCCAGAACCUGGAGUGUUUCUGCGUGAAGCGCCCUGACGGCUCCCUGUGCUUCAGAGAGGCUGUGCUCUUCCCACAGGAGCUGGCGGACCAGCUGCUGGCCAAGAUGGCCACUGAAGGUCUGUUGAAUGACAGCACAGUGGGUGUAUUUCGGGACUGUGAAUACCUGCGGCUGAGACGAGCCUGCAUCCGCACAGCGCGUAUCUCCGCAGAGGCCUUCCAGAAAGCUCUCUGUCCCCACAGACUGUUAGAGCUGGAUGCUGCCAGGGUCAACGCGGACCUCACUGUUCAAUAUAUUCUACAGGGCCUGGCCACCAAUAAAUACUGCCAGGAAUCACUCCAGCGUCUUGGCUUAACGGGUCUCACCAUGUCCUCUCUGGAGGAACCUAUCGGGUUCAGCUCCCUCCGGGGCCUCCGCUCACUCUCUCUAGCCAACGUAGACUUCUACGACUCUGGGCUCGUCGACGUGUGUUCCCUGCCACGGCUGGAGAGUCUGGAUAUCUCCAACACCUCAAUCACCAACCUCGGUCCCCUGCUGGGCCUGAAGGAGCGACUGCGCUCACUAACACUGCACCAGCUCAAGAGGCUGGAAAUGAGCACUGCUCAGCUGCUGGGAGUCAUACACCAGUUGGUAGUAUUGCAGCACUUGGACAUCAGCGAUGAUAAGCAGUUUACCUCUGAUGUGGCUCAUCAGCUGCUGGGACAGCCAGGGAUCCUGCCCGCUCUGGUUUCCCUGGAUGUGUCGGGGAGGAAACAGGUCACGGAUGCAGCAGUUAAAGCUUUUGUUGAGGAGAGACCAGGGAUGACCUUUAUGGGACUUCUGGCCACAGAUGCAGGUUUUUCUGACUUCCUCUCUGGAGAAGGAAAUCUAAAGGUAACGGGCGAAGCCAACGAGACCCAGAUCUGUGAGGCACUGCGUCGCUACAGUGAGAGGGAGGGUUUUGUGAGAGAAGCCCUGUUUCAUCUGUUCAGCCUGACCCAUGUCAUGGAGAAGCCACGGCCGGACAUCCUGAAGCUGGUAGUUUUGGGUAUGAAGAAUCAUCCGGCCACUCUGAACGUCCAGCUGGCAGCGAGUGCCUGUGUGUUCAACCUGACAAAGCAGGACCUGGCAGCAGGGAUGCCAGUACGACUGUUGAGCACCGUCACUCAGCUCUUACUGGAGGCCAUGAGGACUUUCCCAAACCACCAGCAGCUGCAGAAGAACUGUCUGCUGUCCCUGUGCAGUGACCGCAUUUUGCAGGAGGUUCCAUUCAACAGGUUUGAAGCUGCCAAACUAGUCAUGCAGUGGCUCUGCAACCAUGAAGACCAGAACAUGCAGAGGAUGGCUGUGGCUAUCAUCUCCAUACUGGCCGCUAAGUUGUCCACAGAACAAACGGCUCAGCUGGGAGCAGAGCUGUUCAUAGUGAAGCAACUGCUCCACAUCGUGCGUCAGAAGGCUACUCAGGGCGUGGUGGAUGCCACGCUCAAAUUUACACUGAGCGCGCUCUGGAACCUCACCGAUGAGUCACCAACAACCUGCCGCCAUUUCAUCGAGAACCAGGGGCUGGACCUGUUUAUCAAAGUUUUAGAGUCCUUCCCCAAUGAGUCUUCUAUUCAGCAGAAGGUCCUCGGUCUGCUGAACAACAUAGCGGAGGUGGGGGAGCUGCACGUAGAGCUGAUGGUGCAGGGGUUCCUGGACCACAUCAGCAAGCUGCUGCACAGCCCAGAGGUUGAGGUCAGCUACUUUGCCGCAGGCAUCCUCGCACAUCUGACGUCUCGGGGAGAGGAGGCCUGGAUGCUCAGCUCCGAGCUCCGAUCGUCACUGCUGGAGCAACUGCAUGCUGUGAUUAUGAAUUGGCCCGCACCAGAGUGUGAAAUGGUGGCCUACAGGUCUUUUAACCCCUUCUUCCCUCUCCUGGAGUGCUUUCACACCCCCGGUGUGCAGCUGUGGGCAGCAUGGGCCAUGCAGCAUGUCUGCAGCAAGAACGCCGCUCGCUACUGCAGCAUGCUGUUGGAGGAGGGCGGCCUGCAGCAGCUGGAGCAGGUUCACACCCACCCACAGACCCACAGAGACGUCAAACUGCUGGCUGAGAGCAUCCUGGAGAGCCUGCAGCGCCACAGAGCCCGCACCGGCCAGCCAGCACACUCGCACACAAGUCGCCGCCUACCACCACAAUAACCGAACCGAG
Scophthalmus maximus (turbot) is the source of this 2615-nucleotide messenger RNA. RefSeq names its product zyg-11 family member, cell cycle regulator (gene zyg11). Gene Ontology annotation, molecular function: protein binding. Gene Ontology annotation, cellular component: Cul2-RING ubiquitin ligase complex. The transcript has 17 exons. The coding region runs from base 371 to 2605 and encodes 744 amino acids. The record is from RefSeq and is a predicted model, not a curated record. Lineage: Eukaryota; Metazoa; Chordata; Actinopteri; Pleuronectiformes; Scophthalmidae.